AUGAUUAUGACUAUAGACACCGUCAAAGCUCUGCGGAGUUCCACAAUAGUACUGGCGAUCGUAUUCGUCGUGUCUUCCGCAUCUCAUUCUAGGAUUGGAUUCGAUAAAUAUCAUAACCACAAACAGAUGACAAAUUAUUUGAUGCAAAUAACCGACGAGUUCCCCAACAUCUCGUCGUUGUACUCGAUCGGCAAGUCGGUUUUAAAACGUGAACUGUGGGUUGUCAAGUUGACUACUGCAAACGAACUUUUGGGUGUGCCAAACAUCAAAAUUGUCGGCAACAUACACGGUAAUGAGCCCGUGGGAAGAGAAAUCAUUUUACAUCUGAUUCAAUAUUUAUUGGAUAACAAUUCAAAAAACAAAGCGAUUAACAAUUUGUUGCGAACUACCGUCAUCCACUUGUUGCCGAGCAUGAAUCCCGACGGAUUCGAAAUGUCCGCACCUCAGCCUUGUCCUAACGAUGGAAUGCAGAGCUUGGGUUCUAGAGGAAACGCUUACACUUUUGAUUUGAAUCGAAAUUUUCCGGACAUGUUCAAUCCGCACACAGUGCCACUUCAACCCGAGACCAAAGCAAUGAUAGAGUGGUUAAAAUCCGUGCCGUUCGUCAUGUCUCUAGGCUUACACGGUGGUGCUUUGGUGGCUAAUUUCCCUUACGAUGGCUCAUUGGAUUCGGUGUCUAGAAAGCUGCAGAAAUUAAACGAAACAUUACAAAUUGACGAUGUAUUUGAACUCUACAAAAUAUUAGUAAACGAAUCUAGUUAUAACCAGAAUAUCAAUAUGGAGAGUUUAACACCAGACGAUGAUGUGUUUCGGUUUUUGGCGAAACAAUAUGCCGAUUUGCACCCCACCAUGCAUAACGGUCUAAGUUGUGAAGAUAACUAUAGUUUAAAAUUCAAAGACGGCAUAACGAAUGGAGCUGCUUGGUAUCAAGUAAUAGGAAGCAUGCAAGAUUACAAUUACGCAUGGCACGGGUGUAUGGAAAUCACUUUGGAAAUGUCUUGUUGCAAGUACCCACCUGCUUCAUUUUUGGAAUCUCACUGGAAAGAUCAUUUAAAGCCACUUUUGACAUGGAUGCAACAAGCGCAUAGAGGCGUUAAAGGUUUGGUCACCAACCAAAUAACCGGUAAACCCAUACCAAACGCCACAGUUAGCCUUACGGACCGUGAAAACUAUAUAAGCACUACCGUGAACGGAGAAUACUGGAAAGUACUACUUCCUGGUGUAUACAAGUUACGUGUGAACGCGAUCGGAUUCGACGAGAAAAUCGUCCGAGUAAAGGUGCCGGAGGAGAGCGAGGAUGAAGAGGAAGGACCUCGGCCGCAAUUGGUGAACUUCCAGUUGGAACCGACGAAGACGAAGAUAGCCAACAGUGGCAGCAGCAGCACCGUAAGUGACAGUGACCACUACAACACGUAUUGGGUGUCGGACAGCGACCUACACGGCGCGACGGAUCGGGGGAUGGAGGCCGAUACGGAUGUCGUACUUAUCGACUCGGAUCGGCCUUUGGCUGCCGUACAAAAGUCGUCCGUCGACAAGCGCUUGUGGUUGGUGGUGGAAGGUAAGGAGAAGGAGGACGAAGGCGAUGACGGCUACAACGGUCGCAGUGGUAACCGAUACGACGACGUCAAUCGGCUACAGUCGAUGCGACCGCCGCUGCCCGUUCAGUCAUCGUCCGCCCGUCCCGGUAACCACUCUCCAUCUGGCGUAACCAGAGCGGUACAAAUUCUGUGCCUAUUGCCGUUCUCGUAUUAUGUCGCCCACAUACUCUCGUGA
Molecule: messenger RNA, 1773 nt
Organism: Macrosiphum euphorbiae (potato aphid)
Lineage: Eukaryota; Metazoa; Arthropoda; Insecta; Hemiptera; Aphididae
Source: the annotation of a GenBank genome assembly